AUGGCUUUUCGUGAUCGACGAAAUAUUAAAAUCCAUGGACAUUUUAGAAUCGGUCGAAUAGCUUGUUCUUUGUGCGAUUAUUAUGUCAUGGGUAGUUCAGUCUAUGUGAUUGUUUUGGGCUUCAUUGGGAUCAUAAUUGCAGUGCCUCUUACUGUCGAAAGAGACUUGAAGUUGAUGACGUCGAUACUGGGAAUUGAGCAUUAUACUUUAAUUAUGUUAGGUGCUAUCACGGAAUAUCCUGUGCUACACACACCCUGGUUGUUGAUGCAACUCUGCGUCAUUAUCGUGGAAAUCAUCGUCUUUCUUGUAAGAUUCAUUCUAGAUGGUUUGCAUAUAAAACGCAAUGAAAUAUUGCAAGCAAUAUUCACUUUGUAUAACUGGUUGCAAGUUUUCUGUCUUUUUUAUCGGCAAACACGACGAGCCAUGUAGUAACUUGCUAUUUUUUAU
Camponotus floridanus (Florida carpenter ant) is the source of this 447-nucleotide messenger RNA. RefSeq lists its product as uncharacterized. Lineage: Eukaryota; Metazoa; Arthropoda; Insecta; Hymenoptera; Formicidae. Bases 1 to 429 code for a protein of 142 amino acids. The transcript is spliced from 4 exons. The record is from RefSeq and is a predicted model, not a curated record.